This is a messenger RNA of Pyrus x bretschneideri (Chinese white pear), 5409 nucleotides long. RefSeq names its product probable phosphoinositide phosphatase SAC9. Gene Ontology annotation, molecular function: phosphatase activity; protein binding. Lineage: Eukaryota; Viridiplantae; Streptophyta; Magnoliopsida; Rosales; Rosaceae. The record is from RefSeq and is a predicted model, not a curated record.
GAUAAACAACUUAUUAACAAAAAAGUGGUACACCCCUUAGAAAACAAGUCAUCGUUAUCUUCCUCUGUGCCUGCCUAUGUGACGUCAUUUUUUUCCGAUGCCAAUUCUGUAAGACCGAAGAAGCGGUUAGUUCUGCCGAGUGGAGCGCAUCCAAUCGACGCCCUUCGAUGCCUGCUGUUCCAAUUCUCCGGCGCCUUCAGUAGUAUCAUUCCUCUCUCCGUCAGAUCCAAUUCCUCCAGCAACGCGCAUUAACGGAAGAGAUCGCAUGGAAUCGGCUGGUGGUGGUAUAAGGGAGACAUCUGUUAUAGUUGUGACAUUGGAUACUGGUGAAGUAUAUAUAAUUGCGAGUUUGUCUUCUAGGCUCGACACUCAGGUUAUACAUGUUGAUCCCACAACUGGAGUGCUUCGCUACAAUGCGAAGCCAGGAUUUGAUGUUUUCAAAUCCGAAAAGGAAGCAUUGGAUUACAUUACAGACGGAUCACACUGGUCGUGUAGGAGUACGACCUAUGCGCAUGCAAUAUUAGGUUAUGCUUCUUUGGGCAGCAUUGGUUUGCUUCUUGUGGCCACCAAGUUGACUGCUAGUGUCCCGAAUUUGCCUGGUGGAGGGUGCAUUUAUACGGUGACUGAGAGCCAAUGGAUCAAGAUUCAACUUCAGAAUCCACAACCACAAGGGAAAGGAGAAGAAAAGAAUGUUAAUGAAUUAACUGAUCUUGACAUUAAUGGGAAGCACUACUUUUGUGAGGCAAGGGAUAUCACUCGACCGUUUCCUAGCCGUAUGUGCUUGCGUGAGCCUGAUGAUGAAUUUGUUUGGAACACCUGGUUCUCGAUGCCUUUCAAAAACAUUGGGUUGCCGCAGCAUUGUGUCACUCUUCUGCAGGGUUUUGCGGAGUGUCGAACUUUUGGAACCUUAGGGAAGGUGGACGGAAUUGUUGCUCUCAUAGCUCGUCGUAGUAGGUUGCAUCCUGGUACUCGGUACUUGGCUAGGGGAUUGAAUUCUUGUUUUAGCACAGGAAAUGAAGUGGAGUGUGAGCAACUUGUAUGGGUCCCUAGAAGGGCUGGUCAAACUGUUCCUUUUAACACAUACAUGUGGCGACGCGGCACAAUUCCAAUUUGGUGGGGUGCAGAGUUAAAGAUUACUGCUGCAGAAGCUGAAAUAUACGUUUCGGAUAGUGAUCCUUAUAAAGGAAGUUCGGAGUACUACCAGAGGUUGAGUAAGAGGUAUGAUGCACGAAAUUUUGAUGUAGCCGUUGGGGGGAGUCGGAAUAGAAAAGCGUUUGUGCCAAUUGUAUGCAUCAACUUGCUUAGGAGUGAAGAAGGAAAGUCAGAACGUAUUUUAGUUCAACAUUUUGAGGAAUCUUUAAACUACAUAAAGUCAACUAGAAAACUUCCUUAUACUCGAAUUCACUUGAUAAAUUAUGACUGGCAUGCCAGUAUAAAAUUAAAAGGUGAACAGCAAACCAUUGAAGGAUUAUGGAAACAUCUAAAAGCACACACUGUUUCCGUAGGCAUUUCUGAAGGAGAUUUUUUGCCUUUGCGGGAAAGAAUUAAGGACUGCAGAGGAGAAAUUAUCUACAAUGAUGACUUUGAAGGCGCCUUCUGCUUAAGAUCACGUCAAAAUGGUGUGAUACGCUUCAACUGUGCUGAUUCUUUGGAUAGGACAAAUGCUGCAAGUUAUUUUGGCUCCCUCCAGGUUUUCGUGGAGCAGUGUAGGCGGCUUUGUAUAUCACUUGAUAGUGAUUUGGCAUUUGGUUAUCAGUCAAUGAGUAAUUAUGGUGGCUAUACUGCUCCUUUGCCACCAGGCUGGGAGAAGAGAUCUGAUGCAGUAACAGGGAAAACUUUUUAUAUUGAUCACAAUACUAGGACCACGACAUGGACGCAUCCGUGUCCCGAUAAACCUUGGAAGAGAUUUGAUAUGGCAUUUGAGGAAUUUAAGAGGUCAACAAUUUUAUCACCGGUAUCCCAGCUUGCUGAUAUUUUUCUGCUUGCGGGUGAUAUUCAUGCAACACUUUAUACCGGUUCGAAAGCUAUGCAUAGCCAAAUCCUUAGCAUCUUCAAUGACGAUGCAGGAAAAUUCAAACAAUUUUCUGCAGCACAGAAUAUGAAAAUUACUUUGCAGCGGAGAUAUAAAAAUGCAGUUGUAGACAGCUCUCGUCAAAAGCAACUGGAAAUAUUUCUUGGCAUGAGACUAUUCAAGCAUCUUCCAUCAGUUUCUUUUCACCCUCUUAACGUUGUCUCUCGACCAUCUGGUUUCUUCCUUAAGCCUGUUGCUAACAUGUUUCCAAGUUCCAAUGGUGGAGCCAGUCUUCUGAGUUUCAAGAGAAAGGAUCUAGUCUGGGUUUGCCCACAGGCGGCAGAUGUUGUCGAACUUUUUAUCUAUCUAGGUGAACCUUGCCAUGUUUGUCAGCUUCUUCUCACAAUAUCCCAUGGUGUAGAUGAUUCAACUUAUCCAUCAACAGUUGAUGUAAGGACAGGACGCUCUUUAGAUGGGCUAAAACUUGUCUUGGAGGGUGCUUCGAUACCUCAUUGUGUAAAUGGAACAAACCUCUUGAUACCCUUAACAGGGGCAAUUAGUCCAGAGGAUAUGGCUGUAACAGGAGCUGGUUCACGUCUUCAUGCUCAAGAUACAUCUACCCUUCCAUUAUUGUAUGAUUUUGAAGAACUGGAAGGAGAACUUGACUUCCUUACUCGUGUAGUUGCCCUUACAUUUUAUCCUGCCGUCUCUGGAAAGAGCCCUAUCACUUUUGGUGAGAUAGAAGUCCUUGGAGUUUCUCUUCCUUGGAAGGGUGUAUUUACUAACGAAGGCCCUGGUGCAAGAUUACCCGAACAAGCUAAAAACCUUCAGAAUGAAAACAAUCUUUUUUCCUCUGGGUCAAAAACCAAUCCAUUUUCCGGUGCUUCAUCUAAUGAAAAUGUGACGGUACCAGUGCAACCAAGUGCAUCUGCCAACAAUUUGGUUGACCUAUUGACUGGAGAGGUUGUGCUUUCAGAACACUUUGCUGCACCAGUGAUAGAAAUGCUGAGGACAACGGAGAGUGACUUGCUUGAUUUCUUGGACCAAGCUAUUGUUGAAUAUCAUGGUGCUGAAACUGAUCAUAAAUCACAUGAUGGAAAACCUUCAGAUAGCAGUUCCCAGCAGUACAUUGAUUGUUUGAAAUCCAUUGCUGGGCCACGUAUGGAAAAAAAACUAAACUUCAUGGAAGCCAUGAAACUUGAAAUUGAACGCCUUCGGCUGGACAUUUCUGCUGCUGAAAGGGAUAGAGCUUUGUUAACUAUAGGAACUGUUCCUGCUACUCUAAACCCUAACGUUUUACUUGAUGAACAAUACAUGGGAAGAUUGUGUAGAGUUGCAAACUCCCUUGCACUGCUUGGACAAGCAUCCUUGGAAGACAAAAUUACAUCUGCUGUUGGUCUUGAGACUACUGAUGAUACUGCAAUAGAUUUUUGGAAUAUAACUAGCUUUGGUGAGCGCUGUUAUGGCGGCAUGUGUGAGGUGCGUGCUGAAACUAAUGCACCUACACGUGCUUCCUUUUCGGAAUCAUCAGGGGGAUCUUCCCAAUCUCUCUUCUUAUGUUCCCAAUGUGAAAGGAAAGUUUGUAAAGUUUGCUGUGCUGGGAGAGGGGCCCUUCUGGUUGCAGGCUAUGGCUCAAGGGAGGCCAUGAGUUACAAUGGUGUGGUAAAUCAGGGGGGAUCAGGCCAUGGUGUCCAGGUUGAUGUCUCAACAAAUCAUACAGUCGUGCUGGAUAGUGUUAUUUGUAAAAGAUGCUGCGAUGAUACUGUGCUUGAUGCAUUGAUCUUGGACUACGUCAGGGUCUUGGUAAGCAAGAGGAGAAGUGCCCGUGCAGAUUCUGCUGCCCAUGAGGCCUUGAACCAAGUGAUUGGAUAUUCGGUAAGGAAUUGUCUUUCUGAAAGGAAUCAGUCUCCGGAUAGACCGAGAACUAUUAAAGUUCUGCAGAAAUUACUUGGCAGUGUGGAAUCGCUAGCUGAGUUUCCAUUUGCCAGCUUUUUACACUCGGUUGAAACGGGAGUAGAUUCAGCACCAUUCUUGUCCUUGCUUGCUCCUCUUGAAUCUGGAUCACGACAUUCAUACUGGAAAGCUCCUCCUAGUACCACUACUGUUGAGUUCGUUAUUGUUCUUGGCACCCUUUCUGAUGUUAGUGGGGUUGUUUUGCUUAUUAGUCCAUGUGGUUAUUCUGAGGUUGAUGCUCCCACCGUGCAAAUCUGGGCCAGCAAUAAAAUACACAAAGAAGAAAGGUCAUGCAUGGGAAAAUGGGAUUUGCAGUCCCAGAUCACGUCUUCCUCAGAAUAUUAUGGACCAGAAAAGUCGGUUAGAGAAAAUGAAGUGCCUAGGCAUGUGAAGUUUGAAUUUGGGAAUCCAGUUCGAUGCCGCAUUAUUUGGAUAACAUUACGCCUUCAACGACCUGGUUCAAAAUCUCUUAAUUUGGACAACUUGAAUCUCUUGUCUCUUGAUGAAAAUCCAUUUGCAGAAGUAACUCGGCGUGCGUCUUUUGGAGGAAAAGUUGAAAGAGAUCCCUGUAUUCAUGCCAAAAGGAUACUGGUAGUCGGAAGCCCGGUGAAAAAAGAGAUGGUAGAUACAUCACAAGGCUCCGAUCCGAUGAAUCUGAAAGGCUGGCUGGAGAGAGGUCCACCACUGAAUAGAUUUAGGGUUCCCAUCGAGGCUGAGAGGCUGUUGGACAAUGAUAUUAUUUUGGAGCAAUAUCUUUCUCCUGCAUCACCUUUGCUUGCCGGAUUUCGUCUUGAUGCUUUUGGUGCAAUAAAGCCUCUGGUUACCCAUUCACCCUUUUCAAAUGCACGCAUCUGGGAUACGUCAGCAGCACUUGUAGACGAGAGACACAUCUCUCCAGCCGUUCUGUAUAUACAAGUAUCUGCUGUCCAGGAACCGCACAGCAUCGUAACGAUUGCAGAAUAUCGCUUGCCAGAGGCCAAGUCUGGAACUGCCAUGUACUUUGAUUUCCCUCAGGAGAUACAAACCCGCAGAAUUAUAUUUAAACUGCUUGGAGAUAUUAGAGCAUUUGCUGAUGACCCAACGGAGCAGGAUGAUGCUGGUUCCAGAGCUGUACCGGUGGCUGCAAGCUUGUCAUUGGCCAAUAAAAUUAAGUUGUAUUACUACGCUGAUCCGUACGAACUUGGAAAAUGGGCAAGCCUCUCGGCCGUUUGAAUUAGUUUUCUUAUCGAUUUGUGGUUGUGUAUUCCCCCAUUCAUAUUUUAUUUUUCGCUGUUGUAAUCAUUCGUUAGUAGUAUUUUUACGUUGAGAUUAUAUGUAGUGUUAGGAAAUCAGUAACACGUCUCUUUGUCGUGCGAGAAUAUGAUGAGAUUUGUUUAAGACCUUAGUCUGGAGAAUAUUUUGCUGGGAACUUGGUCCAGUAUACUAAACUUUGUAAACUUAUGACU